This is a messenger RNA of Pimephales promelas (fathead minnow), 1300 nucleotides long. NCBI's taxonomy places the organism in Eukaryota, Metazoa, Chordata, Actinopteri, Cypriniformes, Leuciscidae. The record is from RefSeq and is a predicted model, not a curated record.
AGUGUGUCCUUUCUCAGGUGUCAGCUCCGUUGUGUAGUAAAUAGAUCUCUCAUACUCACUGCUGCUCAGAGGACACCUCGCUCAUGGAGCGGUGACACACUUUCGUUUCCCAGCAUGCAGCAGGAGCUUUGGCUGAGGGCCCUUCUUGAUACCUGCGUGUGCAAUGAGAUCGGCCACUGCGCAAACACUCCCGACAAGACCGUCCGAACAAGAACUCAAAAAUGCCUUAUCUAACUGCGCCGCAGGACACAACCACAACUCCAGCAGACCAGCACAGUCCAGAGCAAAGACGUCCACAGACACAGUUAAUUGUACUUCUUUGCAUCAUCAUGGCCAUAAUCGAGAUAAAUGUGAUAUUGCCGAGGGCCCCUGGAACCUAAACAACCCGGUGAAAGCCUCGAGGAGCCACCAGGAGCUUCACAAAGAGCUGUUACUGGCCCACAAAAAGCGGGACAGAGGGCUGGUGGUGGGCUGUAAGCCGGAGCUUCAGGCGGUUCUGGAGAGGAGGAAGAGAGAGAAGAGCCAGAGGGAGGAGGGAGAGCAGAGCAGGAGUCCUCUAGAGCAGGUGCUUCUCCAGCGCCAGCAGAAACACCAGGAGAUGAUGAAGGAGAAGGAAGACGAGGAGAAGUUACAUGAGGAGAUUCAGUUGUUGGAGUUUGUGCGAGUGAGACAGAACCUGAAGAGAGUCCACACAGCUCUACAGAAGAACAUUCACUCCUGAAUCUGACUAAACACAUACUUCACUUGGCUUCAUUUUGUUGUAUCCAUUAUGAUCUUGUUAACCUUUUUUCAUACAUUUUUAGUCUGAUAGUUGACUACAUAAUUUAAUAAUGUAAAAAAAAAAACUAAAAAAAAAAAACUAGCCUACCAAUGGUACAGUCUUAGUUCCUUCUAAAUACCAUUAUUACUAACUACUAAGGUUAUUGAUAAGCCCUAGUUCUGUAAAACAAACUAUACUUCAAACAGUGAUUCACAAACUGUAAUAUUUUGCUGAGAGUGGUGGGAAUUUUUUGGUAGAAACCCUUAAUAUCACAGAGUACUGAAAUAACACUCAUCUACCGUGACACAAGUUCUAACGACGUUUUCACAUCUAUUUUUUUUUUUUUUUUUGGUAGGCUACUUAAAAAAUAACGUGGCAAAUUGCCGUGGUAAUUGUUUUUGUAUUGGGUUUGAAAGUUGUAAAUGUCAGUAUUCUAAAAUCAAACCAGUACGACCUAUUCAUAUUGUAUUUACUUAACAUGGCUUUAAUUGAUAUAACGAAUCCUGCAAUAAAGCUCCAUCUACUUCAAGUACUAGUAGG